Messenger RNA from Funneliformis caledonium, 207 nucleotides. The record is from the annotation of a GenBank genome assembly. Lineage: Eukaryota; Fungi; Glomeromycota; Glomeromycetes; Glomerales; Glomeraceae.
AUGAUAUCUCCUCUUCGCAAUUCCAGGCAUCAUCCACUGUCCUUGAUAACCGGCAUGGAUAAGUGGGCAACCAAUUUAAGCACAUAUGUGAAAGAUAGCUAUCAUUCUAAGGAUGAGUUUGUAUUGAUCUCGACCAUUAAAGCUGAAAGGCAUAACGGCAGAGACAAGUUCAGUUACGAGAAAACGGUCAUCGAAAAGCAUACUUAA